AUGGCCUCCCCCAUCCAUGAUGUUAUCAUGCUGUUUGGAGACUCUAUUACGCAAGGAGGUUGGCAGAACGGUGGUUUUGGACAUCGCUUAGAUGAUGCCUACUCCAGAAAGUUCGACGUACUAAACAGAGGUUUGGCGGGAUACAAUACGGACUGGGCUUUACCUGUAUUCCGGCAGUAUCUCGCGACGGUCGAUGAGCGGAAACACGCUCCCCGUAUAAGGCUCCUCACGAUCUGGUUCGGCGCAAAUGAUGCUUGCAUAAAGCCCUCGCCGCAGCAUGUCCCCCUUGACAAGUUCACUGAAAAUAUCAGGGCAAUAGUGCAAAUGAUCACAUCACCCUCGUCGGGAUACUACUCUCCGGACACCAAGAUCAUACUGAUCACCCCGCCGCCGGUAAAUACUAUACAGCGUAGUGCUGACCUUUCAUCGCGCAACCCCCCGCUUGCGCUCGAUAGGAAGUUUGACGUUACGAAACUGUAUGCGGACGCCGUCAAGUCCGUUGCUGGCGAAGAGAAGGUUGCAUUACUAGACGUGUGGACGAUAUUCUGGGAAGCUGCUGGGUCGGAAGCGGCGCUGAGCAAGUAUCUAUCCGACGGUCUGCAUCCGAGUGCAUUGGGAUAUGAUUUGGUGUAUGAUGGUCUUGUCUCAACGAUUGCCAGAGAAUAUCCAGAACUCCACUACGAGAAAAUCAAGCCUCUGUUCCCUCUUUGGGCGGACAUCGACUGGGCCAACCCAGGUCCUGGUCUCGUAGCGUCUAAGAUCUAA
Molecule: messenger RNA, 765 nt
Organism: Pleurotus ostreatus (oyster mushroom)
Lineage: Eukaryota; Fungi; Basidiomycota; Agaricomycetes; Agaricales; Pleurotaceae
Exons: 5
Coding region: 1-765 (254 amino acids)
Biological process (GO): lipid metabolic process
Molecular function (GO): lipase activity
Source: RefSeq, a predicted model, not a curated record